AAAUAAAAUUCUUUUAAAAAUGUAUUCUUAAAAUGAUUAAUUGAAUGUGACUGGAAAAGCUGCUAUUCUGAUGAGUUUUGGCAUUUUUUAUUUUUUUUUUCAACCAAAUCAUUUGAAUUAAUGCACAUUCAUAUAAAAAUUUAUAUCUGAUGAAAAUAAUGGUUUAAGGAAGAAGAAAAUGAGUGCAAAUAAGUUGAAAAGCAUUCCUUCCCUCUCGAAGAUUCCUACUUCUGGUCGUGAUAGUGGAACACAUUCAAGAUCAUCAUCCAUUUCCAAUUUAACAACAGCAUCUGACACCCAUUCUGAAGCUGGAGAUGGGUUAACCGAUGGAGCUCAUGAUUUUAAAAUUGAUGACAAAGUUUGGGUGAAUGGCACCAAGCCUGGUUGCCUCAAGUUUCUUGGGAAGACACAAUUUGCACCUGGCCUUUGGGCUGGUGUCCUUUUGGAUGACGCUGAAGGAAAAAAUGACGGGUCGGUUGCUGGAGUGAAAUACUUUUCUUGUGAACCUAUGAGAGGUAUUUUCACCAGACCCCAAAAACUUUCAAAGACACCUGGAAUGAUUCCCGGCACUGGCGACUCCACCAGCAUCAGUCCUCGUUUAUAUAACAGUAAAGCCAUUUCCUCCAGUAGAGCAUCAAUUUCUUCUAUCAGUUCUGUAACUAGUCCAAGAGCAGCCUGUUCUAAGCUGAGAAUAAAUGAGAGAGUUGUCGCUAGCUCCACCACUGGUAAUAAAAGUGGAGUUCUUAGAUUUGUCGGUGAAACAGACUUUGCCAAAGGGGAAUGGGCAGGUAUUGAAUUGGAUGAACCUGUUGGUAAGAACGAUGGAUCUGUUGCUGGUAAAAGGUAUUUCAACUGUAAAAUGAAGCAUGGCCUGUUUGCUCCUCUGCACAAGGUGUCUCGAGCUGGUGGAACAUCUGUAUCAAGGCCUGGAUCAGUUCGAGGCACUCCUCUCACGAGAUCGAACAGUAAAGAUUCGCUAAACAGUUCAAUCAGCAGUUGCUCCAGAUCCAGUCGAGUUAAACUGGGUGUCACAUCCCUUACAAGUACUACACAGAAAAAACGUGCUUCUGGUGGAACAGGAAUAAUGACCACUAGUCGUGCUCUUGAAGAAAUGUUGAAAGAAAAAGAGCAAUAUAUAGCCCAACUUUUGAGUGAAAAGCAGCUUGAAAGAGCUGAGGUUGUUAGAAUAGGAAGCCAAUAUGAACAGGUUGAAACAGUAUGUACAGAAUUGAAAAAACAACAGCAAAAGAUUGAGGAAGAAAAGAAAUUGUUAGAAGAGCAAUUAACAAUUAAUAAAAGAAAAGUGGAAGAUCUUCAAUUUCAGCUGGAGGAAGAAAAAAUUACCAAAAGUGAUCUAGAGGGUCAACUUCAACAAAACUCAAAAACUUUGAAGAAAAUUGAAGAAUUUUUAAAUAAAAAUGGGAAAAUUACCAUUCUCACUGAAGAACUAAAAUUGAAAUCUAGUCAACUUGAAGAAAAAGACUCAUGUAUGAGAGAGAAAGGCAAUGACAUCUCCAAACUUAAAGAGAACUUGGAAACUCAAUCUUCAUUUAUCACUCAGCUUGAAGCUAGUAAGAAUGAAUUAAAUAGCUCCAUAGAGCAGAAAGAUAUCACCAUCUCUAAAACGAUUGAGGAGCUUAAGCUUGCUCAAGAUGAGAUAAUGUCACUAAAGAAAAGGAUAGAUUCAGAAAUUACAGAAAAAGAGCAGAAAAUUUUAGGUUUAAUUCAAGAAAUAGAGAAGUUAACUAAUGUCUUACAAGAGAAAGAUGACAUUCUUGGUAGGAAGGAAAAAGAAGUUGUUGAUCUACAAGCUAACAUUACUGAAAUGAAGAACAGCAUUGAUAUAACGAAUGCCAAGAUGCUCCAAGCAGAAGAAAAAUUGCUGUUGGCCAGCCAAGGCAGCUCUGAACAAAUAGAUCAACUUCAGGAAGCAAUUACAAAGCUGAAAGAGGAGAAGAUAAGUUUAGUGACUGAAUAUGAAAAGAAAUGUCAAGAAAUGGAAAACCAGUUAAAAUUACAAAAUGAUGUCCUCCAAACUGAGAAAAAUCAAGCAACUGAUUUGAAAUCUCAAAAAUCUGCCUUGGAAAGCAGCCUUGAUGAAAAAACUCUUGAGUGUGAAGAAUUAAAAACUAAAAUUGAGGCUUCUAAAAAUGUGAAUGUGACUAUUCAGGCAGAACUGAAUCAGCUUUCUAACUUAGUUGAAGAAAAAGACAAAAACUUCAAAGAAAUUGAAAACAAACUCAAAAUUGAAGUUGAAAAAUUGCAACAAAAGGAGAUGUUGUCUUCUGAGCUAGAAUCUGAAAUCAUCAUGUUAAAAGAAAAGAUUUGUAACUUGACGUCUGAUUGUGAAGAGCUAAGGAAUGAAAUAGAUACCUCAAAAGCAGCUCAUUCAAAUGUAAUGAAGGAAAAGGAGGAAAUGUCUUGCACUUUACAAGAAAAAGAAAAAUUGGUUUCCGAUUUGCAACUUCAUAUUGAAAACAGUAAAGAAGCCUUACAAAAAGCUGUGCAAGAUCUGUCUGACAAGGACCAGGAAAUGAAUUCAAUCCAGGUGUCUCUAAAAGGCAAAGAUGAAGAAUGUAAGCAGCUUCUUUCAAAGCUACAGUUGGCAGAGCAGAAGGUGGAAAUGCUGAACAAGGAUAGUGGAGAACAUGUAAUGGCUCUUCAAAAUGAGCUGUCUAAAAGUAAAGAAGAAAGUUUGGCUUGUAAAAUGAAGUUAGAACAGAGCUUGAAAGAACUUGAAAACAAACUGAAAGUUGAAGUUGAAAAAUUGCAACAAAAGGAGAAGUUUUCUUCUGAGCAAGAAUCUGAAAUAACUAAGUUAAAAGAAAAGAUUGGUAAUUUGACAUCUAAUUGUGAGGAGCUGAAGAAAGAAAUAGACACCUCCAAAGCAGUUUAUUCAACUUUGAAAAAGGAAAAUGAAGAAAUGUGUAGUAUUCUAGGGGAAAAAGAUCAACUGAUUUCUAAUUUGCAACAAGAUGUUGAAAAUAUUAAAGAAAGUUUUGAAAAAGCUACUCAAGACUUGUCUAGCAAAGAGCAAGAACUAAAUACCAUCCAGGAUUUGCUGAGAACCAAAGAAGAAGAAGGUAAACAGCUUCUUUCAAAGCUGCAGUUGGAAGAACAAAAAGUUGAAAUGCUGAACAAAGAUUGUGGUGACCAUGUUACGUCGCUUCAGAAUGAGCUGUCAAAGCGUGAAGAAGAAAGUUUGGCUUGCAAAAUAAAGUUGGAGCAGCUGAUUGAAGAAUUACGUAACGACCUCUCUAAAACCAAAGAAUCAGAAAGAUUGUUCAUUGAAGACUUGAGCAAGAAGAAUAACGAUAUUGAGAAGUUGAAAGGCAUGGUGAUGGAAAAGGAAUCUCAGUUUGAUGAGCUUACAAGUGUUAUCCAAGCAUCUCAGGAGCAGCUAGUAAAGCUGAAAGAAAAUAAUGAAAAUAAUGUUUCACUUCUGAAAAGUAAAGAGGGCUUCAUCAAUGACUUUAAAGCUGAACAAGAAAAAAAAUUACUAGAAAUAGAAACAUCAUUUAAAAAUGACAUUUCAAAAUUAAAAGCUGAAGUAUCUGCUAAAGAAGAAGAUUUAAAAGAGAAAGAGGAAAGUAUUCUGAAGACUGCAUCUGAAUUGGAGGCACAAGCACAAACAAUUGAUAGCUUAAAUUCUGAAAUAGAAAGCUUAAAGACAGAGAGAGAAGCAAGUGCUAAGGAGUUCAGUAAUAUUCUUGAUCAAUUUAAAAACAAAACAAAUGAAUUAGAACAGAAAUACUUGAAACUUGUUGCUGAAAAAGAAGAACUUUCUAAAGAAGAACUGAAAAGUCGUGAUGCCAAAAAAGAUUUGGAGCUGGUGAGAGAUUCUUUAAUGGAAGAAAAUGCAAAGAGGGAGGAAAUGGUUAAAGAUAGAGAAAUGAAACUGGAGGCUUUGCAAGCUGUAGUGAAUCGAAUGCAAGAAGAAAUCAUGCUGCACAAACAAGAACUUCAGCGAAAGUUGGAUGUUUCUGAAAUGGAACUUCAGGCAACUAAGGAACUAAAAAUGCAACUAGAAUUGCAGCAUAGUGUCAAUGAAGAAUUACAACAAGAAUUGCAGAAUGCAGAAGAGAUGAAGAAAACUUUAGAAAAUACGAUAGCUAGUUUGUCAGUAUCUCAGUCUGAGCGUAGUCAGCAAAUACAGCAAGAAAUUGAGAACUAUAAGAAAUCUAUCAAAGAAAAGACUGACAGAAUUAAUACAAUGGAAGAAAAUAUGCAAACUUUGGAAGCAAACUUCAGUAACCUCAACAACUCACUUUCAUUGAAGGAAAAAGAAUUACAAUCUUUAAAUGAACAGUUAGUUAUUGCACAAAAAGGUGAUGAAGCUGUGAAGAAUUUGAAAUUAUCAUUGAUAUCUUUAGAAGAAGAAAAUGUAGCAUUGAGGAAAAGAAUUUCAUCUUUAGAGUCCAAUUCAUCUGAAAAGAAUACCAUUGCUCAAAAUGCAGAAAGCAAUUCUAACCAAUCUGAUGAUCAAGAAAAGGAAUCUUUGUUAAGUCAAAUUGAUUUCUUGAACUCCAUAAUUGUUGACAUGAAUAAGAAAAAUGAAGAUCUGAGACACCAGUUAGAAUUACAAAACACGUGCUGGGAUGAAAGUGAUAUCAACCUCAAUGUUGAAAAGAAAAUAGCUCCUCGGGUUUUCUGUGAUAUUUGUGAUAGGUUCGAUCUUCAUGACACAGAUGACUGUCCCAAGCAAGAAUCCUUCUUAGAAGAUAAUCCUAGUCCCAAACCACACGAAAGCAAAAAAAUGGAAGAACGACCCUACUGCAAUAACUGUGAAAUGUUUGGCCACUGGACUUAUGAUUGUCAAGAACCUGAAACAUACUGAUUGCUCAGAGUUAUUGUAUUAACAUUGUGUAUAGAUAGGCAAAAUAGCUUUAAAUUUAUUGCAAUAUUUAAAACUUUUACAUUAUUAGGAGACACCACAGCACAACUACAGUAAAUUAUUUAACUCAUGUUGGUUGUUUCGGGAAGUUUUAAUAUGCAGAGCUUCUUCCUGUACAUUGUUUUCAUGUUGCAGAAAUUCUAUCCAAAUUUGAUGAUUGUUGUAAAUCAUAGGCUGCUAUAUUUAUUCUAUUUUUAAAUGUACUAUAUAAAACUGUACAAAUUUAUAUAUUAAAUUAUUUUAUCCAUUA
This is a messenger RNA of Uloborus diversus, 5144 nucleotides long. RefSeq names its product CAP-Gly domain-containing linker protein 1-like. Gene Ontology annotation, cellular component: microtubule plus-end; cytoplasm; nucleus. Lineage: Eukaryota; Metazoa; Arthropoda; Arachnida; Araneae; Uloboridae. The record is from RefSeq and is a predicted model, not a curated record. Gene Ontology annotation, molecular function: microtubule plus-end binding. Gene Ontology annotation, biological process: cytoplasmic microtubule organization.